This is a messenger RNA of Stylophora pistillata, 1090 nucleotides long. RefSeq lists its product as uncharacterized. Lineage: Eukaryota; Metazoa; Cnidaria; Anthozoa; Scleractinia; Pocilloporidae. The record is from RefSeq and is a predicted model, not a curated record.
ACCAGCUCUUCCGUUGCAUCUAACUAUGACCAAUCUAGAGCUUGAGGGUUUUGCUUACUUGUGUUUCUUUGACGACGGAUCUUGGUUUCAGGGUACACUACUGACCAGGGAUAAAAAACAGUAUGGAGUGAUGGGUGAAGCAUGUGGCCCACCAGAGGAAGGGUUUGCUGAAUGCUGUUUUGAAGAGGAGCCUUCAUUUUACAUGAUAACCAUUAUCGACCAGCAAGUUGAUGAAGAAAUGGUGUUUAAACAUGUUAUGAAGACUGGUGGUGACAACUGUACAUUAACAUCAGAUGAAAUUGGCUUUGAAACUGAAGAACUUUUGGUUGGAAGUAAGGCAAGUAGUCACGUGAACAAGUACUGCCGAUCCGAGCUGAAAGGAAUGGAGAGUAUUGUCUGUUCUGGUCACAUGACCAUACAUCGUAAUGUUGAGCUCGACUAAAAGACAUGAUUCUGAAUUGAAAUUUUUAACAGUUUACGACAACAGGCUCUAUUUUGCUAACCUUCUUUCAAUGCGAAAUUUUGUUCUACUGUCUGGCGCACGUGGAUCUAAAGCACCAAGGGUAUUUGGAAGCUGGUUUGCACAGCUUUCGCUGUCGAUGGAGAUCCAUAACAGAGCAAUAUGGUGACCAGCCAAAGUACUGUUGCACUUGUCAUUUUGGUUUGUGGUGAAUUCGCCCCAUUGCAAGUUCGCCCCUACCACCUUUGCGACUACGCCCCCAAACGUAAGAGAAGUUUGCCCCCUAAAGUAAAACAAGGUCAAUCCCUGAAAUAAAACAAGUUCGACCCCUAAUAUAAACAAGCUCACCCCCACUUUACCAGUUGGCCCCCAAAUCUUUUGACUUGUUUCCCCACAAGUAUACGACUAAUGCACGAGUUAUGAAAAGCCACUACGUUACUCCAGUCUUAAUCAUGAUGGUGACGUCAUCCAUUCGUGCACAUCUGAUUCCAUUUAAAGCACUUUACCACAUGUAGGUAGUCAUGUUGGCGCCUUUUAGAGUCUUCUUUGCUUGAAAAUGGCAUGAAGUGGCGAAGAUUGCCAAUAGAAAGGUCAUAAAAAUGAUAAAAUAAACUAUGAAAUCAAAGUAAA